GUGUAACCUUUUGCUCGGUUGGUGUGUUUGAGAAACAUAAGUUUCCAAUACAUUUUUACUUCAGUAUUGUGGCCUUAUAAUGACUAAAUGAUUGAUGAAACCCAGGACAUAUUCUUAUGAGAAAGCAUAUGAUAAACAACGCAAUAAAGGGGGAUAUCAGAAACAAUGCAGAGAUGAAAAUAGUUCUUGAACAUCUCUGCCUGUUUGCAACCAAAGACAUAGCUGUAAAUGAGGAGCUGCGGUUCGAUUACGGAGUGCCAAAUUUACCAUGGAGAAAGGCUGGUGAAGACCUUGUCAAUCACGAGGGAAACGCCAUAACAAAUGUGGAGUCACAGAAAGAUACUACUAGUUUGGCUGAUGAAGAUGUAGUCUACCAAGAUAAUAAGAGUCCGAGAACUGUGGAUUCAUGGAACAACACCUUGGCUGAUCAAGACAUGAUCCACAAAUUAGAAAAUGACGCCAGACCUGUGGAUCAGUGCCAAGCCAAAGUUGAAGCUGAUGAAGAUGUAGUCUACCAAGAUGGAAAUAGUCUGAGAACUGUGGAUUCACAGAACGAUAUGUUGGCUGAAGAGAAAGUGAGACAAGAAGCGAGGCAGGUAACUGAUAGACUUAAGGAGGAGAAGCAGCAAGAAAUGGGCCUGAGACAACUGGAGGAGGAGUGGAGACUGGUGGAGGAGGCAGAGAGGCAGAAGAAGGAGGCAGCCUCCAGGAAGCAGAGAAAGCAGGGCUCUGGGAGUGGCGGCAAGUCCUCUAGUAAGAGUCCCAGCCCUCUGUCUGCUGGUCCUGGGACCCCCCAGAAAGGACAGGAGGUCAAGACGGGGCCAGACAGGGUGACACCAGUAGGGAGAACAAUAAGCAGGUACAGAGGAGAGGCAAACACAAAGAUGAGCAACCGCCACUUUAAGUGAACAUCACGUGUAAGAUAAAGUCCACCUCCAGCACACUGCCUGUCUCCACAGUCACCCAGUCAUCUCACCAUCCACAUUCAGUGAGCGAUAACCUCGGUAACCUUGAAGUCAGUGGUCAGUCUACAAUCAGCGAGAGCGUCAUCAACACAGCCGUGUGCAUGUCUGCGUCCUCCCCUGCCCCCUUGCCGCGCUACCACAGGAGGCAAGGCUAAUACUGCCUCCUAGAUAACAGAGCAGCUCCCAGCAAGGCUCCAUUACAGCUUGAUGAAGACCUAGUCCAAGAAGAAGUGAACAUAACAACAAACGAAGAGUAACAGAACAAUGUAUUAGUCACUAGGUCAAAGGUCAAGGUCACAGUGCCAAAAAACGUAUUCACACAAUGGCUGCCACUACAACUGACAGCCCAUAUGGGGGGAAUGAAUGUUUUACAAACAGCCCUUGUUACUUUUACAGGCUGAUGAUGAUCUGGUCUAUGUGGUGGGAAGUAAAGGAUUCUUCAUGCUGUUCAAACAGUUUUUGCUCACAGAAAAUGUGGAUGAGGCACAGGUUAUAAUUGUCCAGGAUAUCAAGGAGCAGGGUAUGACACGGAUGAUAAUGAUGAUGAUGUGGGUGAUCCAGAUUGGAUUUACAAUAAAAGAAAGCACUCUCCAGACAGUGAAGACUCGGAUUAGGACUUAAAAAGGCAAACAAAGAAAAACAGAAAUAACAGUGGAAAAAAGAAGUGGACGCUGCAGGAACAACGAGUUGUGAUGAGUGAAUUUGAAAAAUUGCUAAAAGAAAACCCGUGUUUAAGUAGAAGAACUGGGGGGAAAUAUUAAAGACUUCGUUCGAAAUAAGACAAGUACAUUUAUCAAGCAUGAGGAAAAUUAAAAUGACUGAGGAAAGAACAAGAUGCUGUAGAUUUGAAUGCUGUAACUGGCAAUUUGUUUAGAUGCAUAUAUUUUUCAAAUUCCCUAAAAGUGUUUGAUUGGAAAUAAUCCAAAACUGAUGAUAUCAUAAUGUAACAGUAAACAAUAUAUAACACUUUUUAACAAACAUUUGUUGAUAAGGCUGUUUGAAAUUUUGAACUAUAAAGUUAUAUUGUGAAAAGAAUUUUGUCCGUGUUUCAUAUUCUGUAGGGAAAGUAUCGUUUUUGGCAUUCAGAAAUGGAGUAUGCUCAAUUAUUAAUUUUAAUAUAAAGUUAAGUCAUCGCAGUCUCGUUUAAGACAUUUUAUAUACAUGUUUUUUAAUUGCGGUUAUCAUUAUGCUUUAAAUAUAUCCAGCAGAAUUUCAAACCCUUUUGGGAAGAUGUUUAAAAAAGCUGUUCAAUUUAUUGUAGUAACUUAUUAGUAAAAGCAGGGAAUUGUUGUAUUAUCCACUUUUUUUAUAAUCCAAAUAUAUUGAUAGGAAAUAAAAGUUUUUACCUUAAGUCAUGUUUUGAUGCUUGAAUUCACUGUAUAAGUAUUAUAUUAAUAAAUUCUGUCAUCUAUGAUAAA
Messenger RNA from Dreissena polymorpha, 2383 nucleotides. RefSeq lists its product as uncharacterized. Bases 117 to 908 code for a protein of 263 amino acids. Lineage: Eukaryota; Metazoa; Mollusca; Bivalvia; Myida; Dreissenidae. The transcript is spliced from 15 exons. The record is from RefSeq and is a predicted model, not a curated record.